Molecule: messenger RNA, 637 nt
Organism: Solanum tuberosum (potato)
Lineage: Eukaryota; Viridiplantae; Streptophyta; Magnoliopsida; Solanales; Solanaceae
Exons: 2
Coding region: 302-637 (111 amino acids)
Source: RefSeq, a predicted model, not a curated record
UAGUUUUUGUUACUAUAGUAGUAUAAUCACUAUUUCAGUACAAUUGAUUGUUGAACAAUAAUGACUUUGAUAUUUUUACUCUUCAUUCAGCUGUUAAAAUCUCAUAUGUUUAUAUGUCUUAUUAUUUGAUAUGAUAGUUAGAUAUUAUUUUAUACUUUUGUAUAGUAGAAACUACUUUAAAUUCGGCAGGAUUCAUAACUGUUGAGGAACUUUGUUGAAAUUGCAAGAGAAAGACAGAAAUUCUAGUCAAGGUGAUCUUUUAUAUGAUUCUUCGGAGCAACAAAAACAACAAAUUGGAAAUAUGUCAAUGCCUGAACUGCCCCAAAAUUCGCCACAAAAUGAAAGAGAUGAAUCACAUGAUACAAAAAAUCUUCCAGAUUCUAAUGAGAGUGAAGAGCAAUCUAAGCGAACUAGGGGUCCCACUAUGAUGCACUCGGGAUGGGGGAAAGAUGGUGGAAAUUUAAAUAUUGAAUUGAAUGAACAUGGUCAAGUUAUUGGGUUAGAAGGAACUAGAUUGAGUUCAAAACUUGGUGUCCUAGCACUAAAUGGCAUCCUAGCGCCACUGAAUCAUAAAGAUUGGAGGCUUGUACCUAGUAUGUACAAGGAUAUAAUAUGGGCUCAUAUCAAAGGUUCUUAG